Morus notabilis is the source of this 1381-nucleotide messenger RNA. Its product is annotated as E3 ubiquitin-protein ligase PUB24. The transcript has a single exon. Bases 104 to 1381 code for a protein of 425 amino acids. Gene Ontology annotation, biological process: protein ubiquitination. NCBI's taxonomy places the organism in Eukaryota, Viridiplantae, Streptophyta, Magnoliopsida, Rosales, Moraceae. Gene Ontology annotation, molecular function: ubiquitin protein ligase activity. The record is from RefSeq and is a predicted model, not a curated record.
AUCAAUAUAUGUCUUCUUCCAGUUUUCUUUCAUCUUUCAGAACAUUUUGUCUGUACUAAUUAUAACCCCAUAAACAAUAAACUUUUCUUUUUAGUCUUGUAAAAUGAGUGAAAUUGAUGAAGUGCGUAAGUACUUCCUGUGUCCUAUAUCCCUUCAGAUCAUGAACGAUCCGGUCACCGCCGUGACCGGCAUUACCUACGACAGGGAAAGCAUAGAGAAGUGGCUUUCGACGGCGGCGGCGGGCGACGCAACGACGAUCACUUGUCCGGUGACGAUGCAGCCUUUGCCGAGAGACUCCGACUUGACGCCGAACCACACCCUCCGGCGGCUAAUCCAAGCGUGGUGCAUCGCCAAAGGAAUCGACCGAAUUCCGACCCCGAAGCCGCCUCUCGACAAGAGACACGUUCUCAAGCUCUUGAGGGACCUUAGGGUUUCCGAUAACUGCCGUAAUAUUGAUGGUGGUUUGCAGCAGAUCACGACGUUGAAGAAAAUUGAAGGGCUCGCGGCGGAGAGCGAGAGGAACAGAAGGUGCAUGGCCGAAGGAGGAGUCAUGCAAGCCAUGAUUUGUUUCGUCGUACGAUGUUUCAAGGAAGGAAAGAUAGUUGGCGCUGAAGAAGCUCUGAGAAUUCUUCAUCUUGUUUGGGUUGACCCUAGUACUAAUAAUGAAGAAGUUAAGACUCUUGUAAGCGAAAACAAUGAAUUUUUCGAAUCCUUGGCGUGCAUUUUAGGGUUUCCGAGGAUGGACAAUGAUGUUGAUCUGAAAUCGGAAGCGAUGAAAGUACUAAAACUCGUGAUUGAAGCGUCGAAUUCGAGUCGGUUGGAACGGUUAAGGCUCGAACUAUUCAUGAACAUAACGAAAAUUUUAAGAGAGAGUUCAUCACUUUCACAACAAGCCAUUAAAUCCGCUCUGCAGAUUCUAAUCGAAGCCUGCCCUUGGGGAAGAAACCGAAUAAAGAUCAUCGAAUCAGGGGCGGUUUUCGAUCUCAUCGAGCUCGAGCUGACAUCGAAACCCGAUAGGCACACCACCGAGAUGAUCUUCACCCUUUUGGCUCAUCUAUGUACGUGUGCCGACGGGAGGGCCCAGUUCCUCCAACACGCCGGCGGCAUAGCCAUGGUGUCGAAGAGGAUUCUUAGGGUUUCCGUCGCGACCGACGACAGGGCGAUCCACGUGCUGUCUCUGAUCGCGAAAUUCUCCGCGAAAAGCGAAGUUCUUGUGGAGAUGCUGAAAUUGGGAGCAGUCACGAAGCUUUGCAUGGUAAUGCAAGCAGACUGCGCAAUGUUUUUGAAGGACAAGGCUAAAGAGAUACUUAGGCUGCACUCUAAAGUAUGGAAUAAUUCCCCUUGUAUUGCUGUGUAUUUGCUAUCCAGACAGCUUCGGUAA